Messenger RNA from Penicilliopsis zonata CBS 506.65, 634 nucleotides. RefSeq lists its product as hypothetical. The transcript has 3 exons. Gene Ontology annotation, cellular component: ribosome; cytosolic large ribosomal subunit. Gene Ontology annotation, molecular function: structural constituent of ribosome. Gene Ontology annotation, biological process: translation. Bases 54 to 503 code for a protein of 149 amino acids. Lineage: Eukaryota; Fungi; Ascomycota; Eurotiomycetes; Eurotiales; Aspergillaceae. The record is from RefSeq and is a predicted model, not a curated record.
CUCCAUCGCCAAAUCCUCAGACCGGUCUUGUCGAGUACAGCACCACCGACAAGAUGCCUACCCGUUUCUCGAAGACAAGGAAGCACCGCGGUCAUGUGUCCGCCGGUUACGGUCGUAUUGGCAAGCACCGCAAGCACCCCGGUGGUCGUGGUAUGGCCGGUGGUCAGCACCACCACCGUACCAACCUUGACAAGUACCACCCCGGUUACUUCGGUAAGGUCGGUAUGCGCUACUUCCACAAGACCCAGCAGCAGUUCUGGAAGCCCACCAUCAACCUUGACAAGCUCUGGUCCCUCAUCCCCACCGAGGAGCGUGAUGCCUACCUGAGCGGCAAGAAGACUGAUACCGCCCCCGUUAUCGACCUCCUCCCCCUCGGCUACUCCAAGGUCCUCGGAAAGGGCCGCAUCCCUGAGAUCCCCCUCGUUGUCCGCGCGAGAUACUUCAGCGCUGACGCUGAGCGCAAGAUCAAGGAGGCUGGUGGUGUUGUUGAGCUGGUCGCAUAAAUGGAGAAAAACCGGAUGUGAUUUUAGUUCAGGCGCAAGAUGCUUGGGGAUUAUGGAGAUAAAAAUAAAGAGUUUUCAACGCUGCGAUGACUUUCGCCUGGCCUUGUAACGGACGAAAAAAAAAUCCUGUC